AUGAACAAUGUGUGGACCACGAUAGCAUUACGAGCGCCUUGUGCGCGACGACAGCAGACCAAACCUCUACGGGAGCUGUUCAAUGGUUAUGCGAGAUCACGGCGGAGUAUAAGUCACAGCUACUCUCCCGUGGCGCCAUGUGGAAGAACGGCACAGACUAGUACAUGGCACAUGCGACAGAUUCAGCGAACAUCGGCAUUCUCCACGACCGCAUCGGUCAGUGCAAGGGUUCGACCACCCCCACCAGCCAAAUUCGAUCCGGACGUGGCACGAAGACUAGAUGAAGCAGAGGCAAGAACCAGAGCUGAGCGGAAGGUCGGGCGAGAGCAGGCGGAGGCACUAUCGACGCUGAGACCAGUAGAUACUAACGCCUCAUACACGGAAGGAGUCAUAGCAGAAGACGAAGAUGAAGGAAAGAUAACAUGGCGCGACUAUGACCCCGAAGGCGGCAUGCCACUACCCAAUGGCGAGCUCCAUGGAUCAAAGCUUCAACAGGUCUUCGACAGCAACGCCAUCAACAUAGACACGGGCAACUACAUCCUCUCCGUCCUCCACUGGCGCCGCAUGUCCGGCGCUCUGAUAGACUCCGGGAUUGACUUUCCUCAAGGCAGCGGUGUGAGCCGAGACACAGCCCUACGAGGUCUCCAAUACAUCCGUAGCCUAGACCCGGCCUUCGACGAACAAGCUGCCGGAGCCCGAUGGGCAGAGGAAGAAGGACUGCGCUUACAGGAAGAAAUUCAGGAGCGGGCGAGGAGUCUGGGGAUCUACAAACAGGAUAAAGAUGCCGAGUACUAUGAGGGAGAGGAGAUGGACCAAGGCACACCCGAGGGACGCGAACGGCAGGGGACGAGUGUACUGCGUACGCAUCGUGAGGAGCGGGAAGCCGCCCACGAAGCCGAACAAGCCAAGAAAGAAGCUCAGGCGUUACGAGAUGAAGCUACGGCACUACACACCCAACGUGGACCUCUAGAACUAGCAGGUGGUGUCCAACCCCCCGUCGCACUCACAACCACAGGACCCUCGGGCGUCCUAUUCGGCAGCGGCCCACGCACAGCCUGGCUGCCCGCCACCGUGGAACGUAAACCCUGGGUGAAAUACUACGAAGACUCCGCCAACCUCCUCAAAGACAACGUCCUCCCCUCCCUCAGCACCCCCCGGCGUCUCGCUCCCGCCUUCCUCCUCCUUCUAACAACCCUCUACGCCGCGAACUUCCUCUCGCAAAAUUAUACCCCACCCCCCACCUCCGCGAGACUCUGGCCAGAUACCCCACCCGCCGUCAGCACGCUCACAGCCGUGACAGUGGUACUGGGGACGUUCUUCCUCCUAGGCCGCCUCCCGCCCUUCUGGCGCACACUAAAUAAGUACUUCACCAUUGUCCCCGCCUCCCCGAACCCAGUGAGUAUCCUAGGCUAUACCCUCCGCCACGACACCCUUUCCCAUCUAGCCGUCAACACCUUCGUCCUCUGGACCUUCGGCCUCACACUGCACGAAGAUGUCGGUCGAGGAACCUUCCUCGCUAUCCUCCUCGCUUCCGGAGCAGUCGGCGGUUUCACCUCCCUAACCGCCAACGUCCUGCGCAAGAAUUGGAAUACCUACGCCUUUGGCGUCUCGUCCGCUGCUUUCGGCGUUGUGACUGCGGCUUGCACAUUACGGCCUAAUGGGACGCUGCAGAUAAACGGGGUGGGGGAGAUUCCGUUCGCGGCAUGGGUUCUGGCGUUGUUGCUUGGUGCUGCGGAUAUCGUAGCUUUGCGCUUUGGAUUGAGGGCGGGGACGGAUCACUGGGGACAUUUGGGUGGGAUGGGUGCGGGUGUUAUCGCUGCGUUGGGGUUGAGGAUGCGGCUUGCUGCUAAUAAGGCGGACAAGGAGAUGGCGGAGCCGCAGAUGAUGCGGGCGUAUGCUCUUCCUGCUGGUGAUUCGAGAGAAACAGAGAGCAGAAGAGCUUAA
Recurvomyces mirabilis is the source of this 1944-nucleotide messenger RNA. RefSeq lists its product as uncharacterized. The record is from RefSeq and is a predicted model, not a curated record. The transcript has a single exon. Lineage: Eukaryota; Fungi; Ascomycota; Dothideomycetes; Mycosphaerellales; Teratosphaeriaceae. Gene Ontology annotation, cellular component: membrane. The coding region runs from base 1 to 1944 and encodes 647 amino acids. Gene Ontology annotation, molecular function: serine-type endopeptidase activity.